AUGAAAACAUUCAUACUAGCACCGAAUUUUACGUACCAUCCGGAUACAUCGAUAUGUAUGGGCGACAUCAUCGCGGAUCCCAGCGAUCCAACGAAGCCCCUGAGCAGCCUAUCGAGGGCAGACCUCGAGGCUGUGACGCAUAUGGAUUAUGAUGCGGAGCUUAACAAGACCACGUCGACCUUGUUUGGCGGUAGUAUCUGGGCCACAUUCCUGCAGACAGCCUCAGUCAAACUCCAUGGGGAAGUGAAGAACGACGCCACGACAAAAUACACGAUUGACCGCCUCGAAACGAUCUACUACAAGAAGCAACCGACCGACGAUCAGGCAGCGCAAUGGGUCCUGGAGCCAAGGGUAGCGGCUGCCAUCAAUUCAGGCCUCGUUCGCAAAAAGCCCGUCUACAUGGUCUCGGCACUCAAGAUAGCCAGGGGGUUCCGGGUGGCCAGCGGGGUAUCGGCGUCAAGAAGUGCAGGUGUAGGCGCAGCAGCACCAGUCACACCUGAAGUCGGACUCGGCGCCGACGUCGAUGUGACGCGCUCUCGAUCGGCGGAGCAAUCCUUUCGCUCGACCGAGGACAUUGUCUUCGCAUACCAGCUUCACGUCAUUGCGCACAAAGGCUGGCGGCAGGACCAGGCCGCUAUUGGAGUCUACAAGUCCAAGGCCGCCUUCCUGAGCGAGGACAAAACCGAGGCUGAAAGUGGAAAGAAGGCGGUGGAAGCGAGUGCGGCAAACGAGCAGGACGUUCGUCACGCUUUCAGUGAGGAUAUGGUUGAGGAUGUGCUCGAGGCUGUGGAUGGGGAGGAGCCCGUUCAAUGCAUUGUUUUCAGAGAGCCGCCUCCGGAAGAAGAGUCGGAGGAGGAGGAGGAUGAUGAUGAUUGA
Messenger RNA from Exophiala xenobiotica, 876 nucleotides. RefSeq lists its product as uncharacterized. The record is from RefSeq and is a predicted model, not a curated record. The transcript has a single exon. Bases 1 to 876 code for a protein of 291 amino acids. NCBI's taxonomy places the organism in Eukaryota, Fungi, Ascomycota, Eurotiomycetes, Chaetothyriales, Herpotrichiellaceae.